Rhododendron vialii is the source of this 2007-nucleotide messenger RNA. Its product is annotated as D-3-phosphoglycerate dehydrogenase 1, chloroplastic-like. The coding region runs from base 127 to 1908 and encodes 593 amino acids. Gene Ontology annotation, molecular function: NAD binding; phosphoglycerate dehydrogenase activity. Gene Ontology annotation, biological process: L-serine biosynthetic process. The transcript is spliced from 7 exons. The record is from RefSeq and is a predicted model, not a curated record. Gene Ontology annotation, cellular component: chloroplast stroma. NCBI's taxonomy places the organism in Eukaryota, Viridiplantae, Streptophyta, Magnoliopsida, Ericales, Ericaceae.
AACAGUCGCUUCCUUCCUUCUUAGAUAGAUAUAGAGAGGGAAGAAAACACCCAUAUAUAGAGGGAGAGAGAGAAUAAAUACACACACGAACAAAACUAAACCGAACGAGAUUCAAAAAACCAGACAAUGGCGGCUUCUGCGAAACCACCCACCGCCUCACUCUCAUGGACCAAGCUCCUUCCUUCCUCCCCUUUCGCCACCGCCCUCGUCUCCUUCCCCCGCCGCCGCAACCGUUCGGCGAAAGCGGUGUUCGUCGUCGCCGUCUCUUCGGGGGCCAAACCGACGGUCCUCGUCGCCGAGAAGCUCGGGGAGGCCGGGAUCAGCCUCCUGAAAGAGUUCGCCAACGUCGACUGCUCCUACAACCUGACUCAAGAGGAGCUGUGCACCAAGAUCUCGCUCUGCGACGCGCUGAUCGUGCGGAGCGGCACCAAGGUUACGCGCGACGUGUUCGAGGCGUCGUCGGGGAGGUUGAAGGUGGUGGGACGCGCCGGCGUGGGGAUCGAUAACGUGGAUCUGGCGGCAGCGACGGAGCACGGGUGCCUGGUGGUGAAUGCGCCCACGGCGAACACUAUUGCGGCCGCGGAGCAUGGGAUCGCGCUCUUGGCUGCCAUGGCGCGGAAUAUUGCACAGGCUAGUGCGUCUGUGAAAGCUGGGAAGUGGCUGCGGAGCAAAUAUGUGGGAGUAUCCCUUGUUGGCAAAACACUUGCUGUGAUGGGUUUUGGAAAGGUUGGGUCGGAAGUUGCGAGGCGUGCCAAGGGGCUUGGUAUGCAUGUGAUUUCCCAUGAUCCUUAUGCCCCAGCAGACCGUGCCCGUGCCAUAGGUGUGGAGCUCGUGAGCUUCGAUGAAGCCAUAGCAACUGCUGACUUCAUCUCACUGCAUAUGCCUCUCACUGCUUCCACAUCAAAGGUUCUCAACGAUGAAACCUUUGCCAAGAUGAAGAAAGGAGUUCGAAUUGUCAAUGUUGCUCGCGGGGGAGUAAUUGAUGAAGAAGCUUUGGUGAAGGCAUUGGAUGCCGGAAUUGUUGCUCAGGCUGCACUUGAUGUUUUCACAAUAGAGCCACCACCUGCGGACAGCAAAUUAGUAAGUGAUGAACGAGUGACUGUAACACCACAUCUUGGCGCCAGUACUAUGGAAGCUCAGGAAGGAGUGGCAAUUGAAAUUGCUGAAGCUGUUGUUGGAGCUUUGAGAGGGGAGCUGGCUGCUACAGCAGUCAAUGCACCCAUGGUUCCUGCUGAGGUCCUAACAGAGCUGAAACCAUUUGUUGAACUCGCCGAGAAGCUGGGUAGACUAGCGGUCCAACUAAUAGCAGGCGGCAGUGGUGUGAAAUCAGUAAAAGUGACGUAUGCUUCUGCUCGAGCUCCCGACGACCUUGACACCAGACUCCUCCGGGCCAUGAUCACCAAAGGUCUAAUUGAGCCCAUAUCCAGCGUUUUUGUGAACUUGGUAAACGCAGAUUUCACUGCCAAACAAAGAGGUUUACGGAUUUCCGAAGAAAGAAUCCUCUUAGAUGGAUCCCCAGAAAGCCCUCUUGAGUUCAUCCAGGUCCAGAUUGCCAAUGUGGAAUCGAAAUUUGCGAGCGCAAUAUCUGAAUCAGGGGAAGUUAAAGUGGAGGGGAAGGUGAAAGAUGGGGUCCCGCAUUUGACGAAGGUGGGGUCAUUCGAAGUUGAUGUGAGCUUGGAAGGGAGUCUUAUACUAUGUAGACAGGUGGAUCAGCCAGGGAUGAUAGGGAAGGUGGGGAGCGUAUUGGGGGAGGAGAAUGUGAAUGUGAGCUUUAUGAGUGUCGGAAGGAUUGCUCCGCGGAAGCAGGCAGUGAUGGCAAUCGGAGUGGAUGAGCAUCCGAGCAAGGAUGCUUUGAAAAGGAUUGGAGAGAUCCCAGCCGUCGAAGAGUUUGUCUACCUCAAGUUAUAGUGUGGUGAGGCAAAGAAUAAUGCGGCUGUGCUAUUGUGAUUUUGUAGUUGUGAUUGUUUUUUAUUCCCAGGUUAAAUAAAAGGGCAAGACGUGCUGAAA